Molecule: messenger RNA, 1839 nt
Organism: Paramuricea clavata
Lineage: Eukaryota; Metazoa; Cnidaria; Anthozoa; Malacalcyonacea; Plexauridae
Source: the annotation of a GenBank genome assembly
AUGUUAGUUGACGAAGGAUAUAGUGUAUUUGUUACAGGAAAAGGUGGUAGUGGAAAGUCAUUUUUCCUUCGUAAUAUAAUUGAGAAGCUUCGGCGAAGUGGCGAUCAUUGUUUUGUUACAGCGCCUACUGGGAUUGCGGCCACAAAUAUCGGUGGAUCGACGGUUCAUUCCUUCGCUGGGAUCGGAACUGGUUCAAAGUCAGCUCACGAACUAAUCGCCACAAUAAAGGCAAACGAAGAAGUGCUUGCGAGAUGGGAACAGUGCAAAGUACUGGUCAUUGACGAAGUGUCCAUGUUGAGUCGAGAGCUGUUCGAGAAACUCGAAAUGAUAGCUAGAUGCUUGAAGAGAAAUGCGAAACCAUUUGGCGGAAUUCAGUUGAUUCUCUCGGGAGAUUUCUACCAGCUAAGACCAGUCAUACAGAGGGAUGCAAGUGAUAAAGAAGUUUACUGCUUUGCUAGUCCUAUGUGGAAUUGUUGUGUGGAUAUUUCGGUAUUCUUUGAUGAAAACUAUAGACAGCAUGAACCUGAAUUAAUACACCUUCUGGAAGAGUUUCGUAUGUGCGGGUUAUCACAACGUUCUCAUCAAUUUAUAGAAGAAUCUCUUACACGACCAUUAGACUGUAAUCCUUUAGAUGUUGUCCGAUUGUAUUCGCACAGGGACAAUGUUUCGCAAGCAAAUGAUGAAUGCCUGGCACUCCUAGCAGGUGAGCCACACCACUAUUGCUCAGAUGAUUCUGGGAAUGUCAAUUCACUAAAAAAGUGUUCUGCACCAAAGAAUUUGGCAGUUAAACUGAAUGCUAGGGUAGUUCUAUUGAAGAACUUGAGCAUCGGAUUGGUUAAUGGGUUACGUGGUACUAUCCAUUCAUUUGUAGAUGGUUUUCCAUUUGUUGUGUUUGACAAUGGCAGUCGUAAGUUAAUUAGAGAAGAACUUUUCACUGUUGAAGAUGAGUGUACUGUUGUGGCAACUAGGAAACAAAUACCAUUGGACCUUGCUUAUGCAAUGACCAUCCACAAGAGUCAGGGUAUGGCAUUUCCACUCCUAGAUGUAGAUUUGUCUACAGUGUUUGAAGCUGGACAAGCUUAUGUUGCUGUUUCCCGAGCGACAACUAUUCAUGGUCUGAAGAUCUCUUCAUACAGAGAGAGAAUGCCACAGGUUUCUCAACUCGUCAUUGACUUCUAUGCCAAUGGUGUGGUUAUGGCCAGUGACCUGAAUGUGGAUGAAAUUGUGCAUUCAGAGAAGAAGCGUGACAUAACAACCCUCUCUUUAGUCAGCAUUGAUAAAUGCAUAUCGGUUUCUAGCACUGCAAAAGAGCCUAAGCCAUUUGUGGUCACGGAACAGUUUUUGUCACAUAAGCUACCUCAAGGUGUGAUGGACAAUGUCCACAAGCUGGUAAAGAAAGAAUCGGAGAUCAGCGAUGACGUUUCAAGUGUGUUGAAAAAGCUGAACUUGAAAGAAAACGAGCAACAUGAGUUGUAUUCUGACUCAGAGAUGUGUUUGGAGGAUUAUUGCACCUGGCUGUGGCAAAGUUAUGAGCAGAUCCACUCUACUGACAAAAGUGGAACAUUAAUUGACAGAAAAAAAUUUUCUGGUGUUACAAAGCAGCUUCAUAGUCUGUACAGAUCUUCACAGUUACUCCAGAAGUGGAAAGAUUGUUCAAAGUCAGAUGUAGACAUUGGAAUUGGUGGAAAGGAUCGGAAAGCUGCAAUAGUGUAUGCUAGAGCUCUGUAUGCAGAAUUUGUUAAGCAACAAGCUGCCAACACACGAAAUGACUAUUUCAAUGACCCCAUGCAGUUUGAGGAAGGCCCAGUCCAAUCCACUACAAAGGAAGCAAGUGGCAAA